Molecule: messenger RNA, 2444 nt
Organism: Brassica rapa (field mustard)
Lineage: Eukaryota; Viridiplantae; Streptophyta; Magnoliopsida; Brassicales; Brassicaceae
Molecular function (GO): protein binding
Source: RefSeq, a predicted model, not a curated record
CAGACGAGGACAUGUUUGAGAGCAUAUUAAGCACAGUGACAAACCCUGACCUCCCAAUGCGACCAGAGAUCUUUGCAUGCACAGUGGGAAGAAAACCAAACAAAGCCAAGUACUUCUUAGAUGAUGUCUCUAACUUAUUGAAGCUCCUAGCAGGACUAGCUACUGGCCUACUGCAUCGAGCAGCUGCAUGCCUGAGCAUCAAUAAGAAACUUCUUCCUCACAUACACAUGUGGCGCAUCAUUUGAUACCAAAAAAAGAAAUGUAGUGUGAGUAACCAAAAAAAAGAAAUUAUUUUUGUUUUACCAAGCUUGGGGGAUGGUGUUUUCUUCUACCUCUUUCAUCUCUUUGUAUAGAAUCAUCUUUUGAAGAUCUCAAUGGUGGUUUGUAUUUACUCGUAACAGAGUAACCAAAUGAACAAGUUGGUUUUGUAUAUGAGUCAUAAUAAUCUUGUGAGCAUUUUCAAUCACACUAAUAGAUAACACUCUCCCUUGGACGUUUGUUACAACGUCUUCAAUAUCAUGCUGCUAAUAAUUUUUGGCAUUAAAAAAAGCUGUUGUGCCGACGUUUGAUGACAUGACACGUGUGUCGCUCGUCUACGUCUCUCUCUACUUUUGUUGUCUCACUCUCUCUCUCUCUCUCUCCAACCUUCCUUCCUCACAAAUUGUCCCUACUUCCUUCACCACUUACACCAUCACUGUUUCCUUUGAUAACCAUUUCCUCUCUAUCAUUCACAUUGUUCUCUGUUUUUAGAUAUGAACUAGGGUUUUAGCUCUUCUCGUCUCUCCCGAAACUAAAAGUAAUGAAAAGGGACUACUUUCUGUUUCUGGGUGUCAUCAUUCUCCUCUUCUCUGGGCUUGUAGCUUCAGCUCCUUCAUCAACUUCACCCGCGAAGAUUGUUAGUGGGUUCAUCUCAAAUCACGGAACUUCCCUCAUGAAAUGGCUAUGGUCUCUCAAAACCACCUCCAAAACAGCGGUUUCCACGAAGUCGAUGGUGAAAUUCGAAAAUGGGUAUUCAGUGGAAACAGUAUUAGACGGAAGCAAACUCGGUAUCGAACCUUAUUCUCUCCAGGUCUUACCCAACGGCGAGCUUCUUAUUCUAGACUCCGAGAAUAGCAACGUUUACAAGAUCUCAUCUUCUCUUUCCUUAUAUAGUAGACCAAGGCUUGUUACUGGCUCACCUGAAGGGUAUCCAGGUCAUGUGGACGGUAGAUUGCGAGACGCGAGGUUGAACAAUCCAAAGGGGCUUACUGUGGAUGAUAGAGGGAAUAUCUAUGUUGCAGAUACUGUCAACAAUGCUAUCAGGAAGAUCAGUGAAGGAGGAGUCACAACCAUUGCUGGGGGGAAAAUAGUUCGUGGGGGAGGAGGUCAUGUGGAUGGUCCGAGCGAAGAUGCAAAGUUCUCAAAUGAUUUCGAUGUUGUGUAUGUUGGAAGCAGCUGUUCCUUGCUGGUUGUUGACCGUGGAAACCGAGCUAUCAGAGAGAUCCAACUCCAUUUCGAUGACUGUUCUUAUGAAUAUGGAAGUGGCUUUCCUCUUGGGAUUGCUGUUCUUAUAGCAGCAGGCUUCUUUGGUUACAUGCUGGCUCUGGUGCAACGUAGGCUCGGUUCUAUCCUUUCGUAUCGUACUGAUCAAGAAAUAUACAAAGCCGUUCCUGAUCAAAAGCCUUUGAAACCAGUCAGACCAUCUCUGAUUCAAACCGGAGAUGAGCAAGAGGAACAAGAAGAAAGCUUCCUCGUGCCGUUACGGGUAUUCAUGUCGAAUGCUCGGUUGUUUUUAGCGGAGCUGUUCAGUGGAAUGUAUCCUGGUCUCAAAAAGAAGCAGACAGUCAGCUUCAGCUUCAAUCACAAAGAAACGAAUCAUUCUUCUGCUUACAGCACAGCUCAAUGGCCAAUUCAAGAGAGCUUUGUGAUACACAACAAAGACGAACCACCACCUCCUAUUGAGACCAGAAACCCCACUCCCAAAAAGACUUACCCUUUCAUGUCCAAAGACGCAGAGAGUAUUCAACAGCUUCGCAGGAGCCGUUCCUUGUUCAGAAGCUUGGACCCUGAAUUCCAACAGGAGCAGCAGCAUCACCGUAGGCAUCACUCAACUAUCCCACACACUCAUUAUGAGAGGAUCAGUGGGAAGACUAGUGAGAUUGUUUUUGGACCGGUCCAGGAGCAAGACCAGAAGCGUGUGGCAGCAGCAGGUACUGCUAAGCCUACAGAGUAUGGAGAUCAGAUGGAUAGUCACCAGAAUCUUCAUUACAGAGCACACCAAUCUGUGAGUUACCCAUACGGUUACUAUUCCUAUACAUAAGAAGAGCAUUGUAGCUUGGGUACAGGUGGGGUUUGGGAUUUAUUUAACAAUUUGGGGAUGUGGUUAUUUAGAUUUUGUAAGAAAAAGUAGCAAACCUUAGUAAUUUAUUUCGUUAUAUAAAGAAAAAGACGAACACUUCCAUAAA